Messenger RNA from Diaporthe citri, 1077 nucleotides. RefSeq lists its product as uncharacterized. Bases 1 to 1077 code for a protein of 358 amino acids. Gene Ontology annotation, molecular function: dioxygenase activity. The record is from RefSeq and is a predicted model, not a curated record. The transcript is spliced from 2 exons. NCBI's taxonomy places the organism in Eukaryota, Fungi, Ascomycota, Sordariomycetes, Diaporthales, Diaporthaceae.
AUGUCGUGUUCGCCUUUCACGUUUCAAAAGUCACGAGACAUGGCCGAGAAUUUUGAGUUUAGCCCAAACGGCUACCCCCCAUUCCCAUCAGACCUACCAAAGGCACACAUAGAAAAAAUUUCACUUCGGCAACUCCUUGAGCAAAACGACGAUGAAGUCGAGCGAUUCUUUGUGGCUUGUCAAAAACAUGGGUUCUUCUAUGUUAACCUACGCGACCAUCCAAAAGGGAAAUCUCUCGAAGACGGAGCUGUUCUAACGGCUCAGAUAGCCGAGGAGACUUUUCAGCUGCCAUUGGAAGAAAAGAAAAAGUACCACCAAGCCUAUAACGGCAGCAUCUAUGGCUACAAGAUGGCGGGAGCUCAGAAAACGGAUGUCCAGGGCACCCCCGAUACAGUCGAGUUCAUGAGCAUAUCGAAAGAUUUCAUCGUCAACAACACGGCCAGCCCAAACCAGAUUCCACCAACCAUUCACGGUAGAAGGACGGAUCUCAAGCCGUUCGUCGCCGAAGCGCAUGCAGUCGGGGACCGUCAUCGCAUUGGCCACCGGUCGGGCUCCCAAUUACGCAUGACAAGAAGUCCUCCGAUCAAGAAGAAUCUGGAUCCGGAGAAACAGAUCGCCACGACUGCACACACAGAUCUCGGGAGCAUCACCAUCCUGUUCAACUGGCUGGGCGGCCUGCAGAUGUGGGAGCCCGAGCAUCCGGAUGGCAACAAGUUCUGGAGUGCCUCUCGGCUCUCAAAGAAGGGACGGUGGGUAUACGUGGAGCCUAUUCCAGGCUUUGCGAUUGUCAAUUUGGGUGAUGCAAUGACCAAGUUUACCAACGGAGUCCUCAAUUCUGGCAAGCAUCGUGUAUUACCCGCUCCAGGCCAGCAAGAGGAUUUUGUCCGCUACAGCGUUGCAUACUUUGUGAGACCGGAAGACGAGGCGGUCUUGAAGGUCCUAGAAGCAGCAAAGAUUCCAAAAUGGGAAGGAGACAAGGAAGAAAAAACAUUUGGGCAACAUGUAUUGGACUUCGGGAGAGCAAAGUAUGGGAAAGACCUGGUGAAGAUCUACGAAGAGAAGCACAAGCCUUGCUAG